UACCGCCCCUCCCGGAUGGACGCGCGGGCGCCCUCUGGCACCCCGAGCCUAGAGGAGCAGAGGGGUAGGGUGAGGACCCGAGAAGAGCAGCCAGCCCAGGUGCGCCAGGGGUUGGGCAGGAGCCCGGAAGGACAAUCCCAGAACAAUCCUGGGGAAGCUGUCACAGAUCCAGAAAGGAUCCAGGAGCAUUCUCCAUCUAACUUUGCUGGAGGCCAGCACUUCUUUGAAUACCUCCUUGUUGUUUCUUUAAAGAAAAAGAAUUUAGGGGAUGACUAUGAACCCACGAUCACUUACCAGUUUCCCAAGAGGGAGAACCUGCUCCGAGGUCAGCAGGAGGAGGAGAACCGGUUGCUCCGUGCCAUCCCUUUGUUCUGCUUCCCUGAUGGGAAUGAAUGGGCACCACUCACGGAGUAUCCCAGGGAGACCUUCUCAUUCGUCCUGACCAAUGUGGAUGGGAGCAGGAAGAUCGGAUACUGCAGGCGCCUCCUGCCUGCUGGUCCUGGUCCUCAACUUCCCAAAGUGUACUGCAUCAUCAGCUGCAUCGGCUGCUUCGGCUUGUUCUCCAAGAUACUAGAUGAAGUAGAGAAGAGGCAUCAGAUCUCCAUGGCUGUCAUCUACCCAUUCAUGCAAGGUCUCCGAGAGGCAGCCUUUCCUGCACCUGGAAAGACAGUCACCCUUAAGAGCUUCAUUCCUGACUCAGGCACAGAGUUCAUCUCACUGACACGGCCCCUAGACUCCCACCUUGAACAUGUGGACUUCAGUGUUCUGCUGCACUGUCUCCAUUUGGAGCAGAUUAUUCAGAUCUUUGCCUCUGCAGUGCUGGAAAGAAAAAUCAUCUUUUUGGCAGAGGGUCUCAGUACCCUGUCUCAGUGUAUCCAUGCUGCAGCAGCUCUACUUUACCCAUUUAGUUGGGCACACACAUACAUCCCUGUGGUCCCCGAGAGCCUUCUGGCCACUGUCUGCUGCCCUACCCCCUUCAUGGUUGGGGUACAGAUGCGAUUCCUGCAGGAGGUUAUGGAUAGUCCCAUGGAAGAGGUCCUGUUAGUGAAUCUUUGUGAAGGAACCUUCUUAUUGUCGGUUGGUGAUGAGAAAGAUAUUCUACCACCAAAACUUCAGGAUGACAUCUUGGACUCUCUUGGUCAAGGGAUAAAUGAGUUAAAGACUUCAGAACAAAUCAAUGAGCAUGUUUCAGGCCCUUUUGUACAGUUCUUUGUCAAGACUGUGGGCCACUAUGCCUCCUAUAUAAAACGGGAGGCCAGUGGACAAGGUCAUUUCCAAGAACGAUCCUUCUGUAAGGCUGUUACCUCCAAGACCAAGCGCCGAUUUGUGAAGAAGUUUGUGAAGACACAGCUUUUCUCCCUAUUCAUCCAGGAAGCAGAGAAGAGCAGGAACCCUCCUGCAGGCUACUUCCAAAAGAAAAUACUUGAGUAUGAGGAACAGAAGAAACAGAAGAAAUCAAGAGACUGUGAAGUCAAAGCUGUGGUGAGCAGGAGUGUUUAGAGAUACAGCCAGAACCACAGGCCAAUCUGGACUUUGGCCCUUCUAGUGGGGCAGAAUCAGUGAGGUCUUCAGCCCUGGAAUCCAUGGCCUUCUUCCAACUGAUAAUGCAGUCUUACUUCAAAGUGGUGUCUGAAUCUGGGAGCCUUGGUGUCAGGGCUUCUCAGAACUUUGAAAGCUCACAUCCAAACUCAGAACUGUACUCAAAGCUGCAUUUUUGGCAGAGUGGACAUAGUGGGAGAUAGUAGUACAGGUGUACAGCUAUUGUGGGUGCUUAAUUACAAGUUGCUAACACUGCUGUCUCCUAUGAACCUCUGUUAUAAAAUCCUCAAUACAGAACACUGGCCCAAUGACCCAUGUACAAAAUAGUGGUCUGACGUGAGGAUGAGAAUAAAGAUGAAAACUUUGUUAUUUGUCAAUCUAGGAGGCACUGUGUGGGAGAAGAAACUGAACUAGACAUGAAGGAUGACCUGGUCAUGAUAGGCUACGUGGAAUCACAAAAUCGGGGGUCAGCAGUUCCUCUUCCCAUAAGAGUAAGAAAUCUUGAUCAGAAUGGCCUCAGCAGAGAGUUUGUGUUUCUAUCUGGUGUGUUUCCCAGAAUUCUGAGCAGCUGGGGCCUAGGACUGUUUAAUAGAAUUCCUGAUCAACAGAAGUCCUUGCAGGCUACUAUUCCAAGACUUCCAUCAACAGGUCACACUGCCCAUAACCUAGCCAGGGCCAGUCCUUUAACUUCAGUUUUGGUCAUCUCAUCAAGUGUUUAUUAAGACUUUAGAUCCAUUCUCUAGCUAAAGGUCGAACAAUCCCUGCACUGCCAGUUUUUCACCAUUAUGGUAUUUAGUAGUUUACCUAGGCCUUCUUUUUUCUAUACCUUUGUUUAAACCCUGCAGGAGAUGGCGAACAUCUUUAAAAGCAUCUUCUCUUUAAGAAUUCUUUUUAAUGUUUUGCCUAUCUUUUAAUGUGGCUCUUACAAGUUUCAGAAUUCCAAACAAAGAAUGCAGAUGAUAUGGGGGUUGGAAUAAAGUUACAAAAGGGAAGGUUACACUCUGAUUUGGAGAUCACAAACUCCUACUGCAGGUGGGAAAUUUCCACACGCCACGCCCAACUACUACUUCUGCAACUUCUAGGAAUCAUUACAUCUUUCUAGAUGGUUUGUAGAUGUGGUUGCUAAACCUACUUAGGUCUUGAAAAGUUUCAGCCUGAGGACCAGAAUCCUGUUAGGGCUGUGAAAAUAAUGAGGUUCCAAUAUAAUCUACCAAAUUCUCUAUAGAGAUUGAACCUGAACAUGUUGUGAUGGCACAGUCUACAAUCCUAACAUUCAGGAGGCUAAGGCAGGGGAACUGAAAGUUCAAGGCCAGCCUGAGCUACUGUGGGACCCUGUUCAGACCACACCACACCCCCACACCCCCCAAAAAAGGCCUGGGAAUAUGUUUUGCAGAAAUAUCCACAAUGUUGAAUGAUUCUGAUACUUCAUUAAGUAUGUGAAUUCAACAACCAGGGCCAGCUGUGUCUUUCUACAAAGAAACCAUUGGCUGAUGCUUGUAGUAUCUUUGACCAAAACCACACAGUGCUUUUCAGAUUCCCUCUGUGAUGAAAACAAAUCUAGAACACAUGUAUUUAUUUCAGUUAGUCUCUAGUACCUCAGUUUAUAGCUUUGGAGUGAUACAGAAAACAGCUAGAAUGACAGCCUAAACUCCAUUCUCAAAUGUAGCAAUACUGUGUGACAACUGGUAGCCAAUUGAGGUCUCAAUUUCCACUAGGUAUAAACACCUGUUAAGUCUGCUGAAAUAAUCAAAUAAAACAAUAGAUAUAACUGUACUAAUGGAGGAUUACCUCUUCUUUCCCCUGCCUUCCCCUGCUUUGUCAGAGAUUAUCUUUAUAUCCUGACCCCUCCGAUUUUCUGUGUCUUAUAUAGCCCAGACUGGCCUACAACUCCAGUCAAGGAUAACCUUGAACUUCUGCUCCUCUUCCUGCUUCUACCUCUGAGUGCUGGGAUUCACUAUCCUUUGUACUAAAGAAACAGAAAAUAUGUAUACAAUGAAAGCAAAUGUGAUUCACAGAGAAACCUGGCUCCUAUCUUAAAGUGCAGUCUAAAUACCAAAAUGGAGAGUACAAAGUGACAACCCACCUCCACCCCAUCUGAACAAUUACUGAAAUAAUGGGGUAAUAACUGCAAAAUAAAGACCCAUAGGUUGAAAAAAUGAACACACCAUGAUGACACGGCUGACCAUAUUUCCUUAAUUGUUAAAGAAGAGAAAUAAAGUUUGUUUAACUUUUAAAAAACAUUGAAAACUUAGUUUAUAGUUCCCCUGAAUAAAAUUGAGAAAAAAGCUG
This is a messenger RNA of Mus caroli (Ryukyu mouse), 3828 nucleotides long. NCBI's taxonomy places the organism in Eukaryota, Metazoa, Chordata, Mammalia, Rodentia, Muridae. The record is from RefSeq and is a predicted model, not a curated record.